Molecule: messenger RNA, 2432 nt
Organism: Sardina pilchardus (European sardine)
Lineage: Eukaryota; Metazoa; Chordata; Actinopteri; Clupeiformes; Clupeidae
Gene: gphra
Product: Golgi pH regulator
Exons: 14
Coding region: 151-1518 (455 amino acids)
Biological process (GO): intracellular pH reduction
Cellular component (GO): Golgi cisterna membrane
Molecular function (GO): voltage-gated monoatomic anion channel activity
Source: RefSeq, a predicted model, not a curated record
UUGACAGCUCAGUAACAAUGCUGGAACGUGAUGUUGUCUUGAUCACGGCAAUAUGCAGUUGAUUUAGAAGGACACAUAUCACAAAUAUUAUCAUAGUUUCUAAACAAAAUUAAUUUUGCCCCGUUAUAACUGGUGCAUUGUCUAUAAACCAUGUCUUUCUUCGUAGACUCAGUGAUCAUGUUCACCUCCCAGGUGUUGUUCUUUGGUUUCGGCUGGCUUUUCUUCAUGCGACAAUUAUUCAAAGAUUAUGAGGUCCGACAGUAUGUCGUCCAGGUGGUGUUUUCAGUCACUUUCGCCUUCUCUUGCACAAUGUUCGAGCUAAUCAUAUUUGAAAUCCUGGGAGCUUUAAGUAGCACGUCCAGAUAUUUCCACUGGAAACUGAACCUUUAUGUGAUUUUGCUUGUACUCAUAUUUGUGGUGCCUUUCUACAUUGGAUACUACAUUGUCAGCAACAUACGACUCUUGCAGAGACAGAAGCUUCUCUUUGCCUGUAUGGUAUGGUUCACGUUUAUGUAUUUCUUCUGGAAACUGGGGGAUCCCUUUCCUAUCCUCAGCCCUAAACAUGGGAUCCUGUCUAUUGAGCAGCUCAUUAGUCGAGUUGGGGUGAUAGGCGUCACCCUUAUGGCACUCCUGUCAGGCUUUGGUGCUGUCAACUGCCCGUACACCUACAUGUCUUACUUCCUGCGUAAUGUGACAGAAAGUGACAUCUUGGCUCUGGAGAGAAGACUACUUCAGACCAUGGACAUGAUCGUCAGUAAAAAGAAACGGAUUGCUAUGACGAGGAGACAGAUGUUCCAGCGCGGAGAGGACCAAAACAAACAGACUGGAUUCUGGGGGAUGAUCAAAAGUGUCACCUCAUCUCCAGCAGGAAGCGAGAAUCUGUCGGUGAUUCAGCAGGAGGUGGAUGCUUUAGAGGAGCUUAGUCGACAGCUCUUCCUUGAAACUGUAGAUCUCCAGGCCACCAAGGAGCGAAUAGAAUACUCAAAGACAUUUCAGGGAAAGUACUUCAACUUCCUGGGCUAUUUCUUCUCUAUCUAUUGUGUUUGGAAGAUAUUUAUGGCCACAAUCAACAUAGUGUUUGACCGUGUGGGCAAAACUGACCCCGUAACCAGGGGGAUUGAAAUUACUGUGAACUACCUUGGUAUUCAAUUUGAUGUAAAGUUUUGGUCCCAGCAUAUCUCCUUCAUCCUGGUGGGGAUCAUCAUUGUCACCUCCAUACGAGGCCUGCUGAUCACUCUCACUAAGUUCUUCUAUGCUAUCUCAAGUAGCAAAUCCUCAAAUGUAAUCGUGCUUGUUCUGGCUCAAAUCAUGGGCAUGUACUUUGUGUCGUCCGUGUUGCUCAUGCGCAUGAGUAUGCCGCUGGAGUACCGCAGCAUCGUCACCGAGGUCCUCGGGGAGCUGCAGUUUAACUUUUACCACCGUUGGUUCGACGUCAUCUUCCUGGUCAGCGCCCUCUCGAGCAUCCUCUUCCUCUAUCUCGCUCACAAGCAGGCCCCCGAGAAGCACAUGACUCUGUGACAUGGUCAUGGCAAAUGGCUGCUUUGAACUUUUUUUUCUCUCUCCAUAUGCUUUUUUUUUAUUUUAUUUUUUUUUAUUGUGGAUUUGACAGUGUGCCGUUAAAUGAAGUUGGAUCGAUAAGUUGCUCAAACACACAGGGGAUUUCACUGAUUCAUUCAGUGACGAGCUGUGUACGGGCUGGUCAGGGACUUGUGAGGGUUUCCAAAACAUAAUUAAUUUGAUUAGGGAAAGCGGGGUGACGUUGUCACUAGUUUCAUACGAGUGCAUUUGUUUUGGGUUAUUUCCUGUGAGGUGGUAUGAUGCGGGCCAGGUUCCGCACACAUACAGCUGGGCAUCAAUAACUUAAAGCCUUAACUCAUAAUGUAACCAUGAAAUCACACCAGUCCUCACAGUGAACACCAAAAAUCCACCCUGAUUUUUCUUUUAAUAUGUAAAAGCAGCCAUCUUGGUCUCAGCAUAGACUACUGAUCCCAGUGUUCUCUUGGGGUUCAUUGCACUAGGAACGUGAAUGUUCUGAUGAUGUCUCCAGUAAGGUCAGAUGAUGUUUUCAAAACGCUGUUUAGAUCUAUGUUUGGAGAGAUUCGUUUGGACCAUGAAUCUGCAGCUAAUUGCAGUUUGAAAGGGGAAACUGGCCCAGUAAGUGUUCUUUUUUUUUCUUAUUUCUGCCUUUAAACUGCAACGAGGAACUCAGCUUAAUUUCAGAGUUCAUAACAUUGGCUCUGUAUCAGUUGCCAGUUACUCUGUAAUUGUAUAUUUUGUUUUUUGAAAUACAGUCAAAACCUAGAAGAUUUGUGAUUUUAAGACUUCAGUGAUCACUAAGACAUGCUGCAGUUAGAUAUUAAAAAAGUGAUGUUUGGGUGGUCAUUUCUUUUUUUAUAUAUUAUGUCACCUCUGAGACAAAUAAAUAUGUCUUU